AGUUUUGUUUCUUCUCAGCAUUGACGAUGCUAUGAAAGGCAUUUCGACUUUCGGGUCCCUGUAUAGCGAACUGAACCUAACAUGUUCUUGUUUAACGAUCUGCUCCUUCGUGGUCCCUCAUCUUGGAGUCCUGUGCUCUUUCAAUUAAAUGGAUGAAUUUCAUUCGCAAAUUGAGUCCUUUUUUCUGCGUGCUGUGGAGCAGAUGGCCCCCAUCAACAUUGACUCUUUCCCUAAGGGAUUUCCUACCGAAGCUGAGAAGUCACAUCCCGUUCAACCAUUGUUUCUGCUCAGUUCUUCGCCUAUCAAGCUUUUCUCAUCACAAAUCGCUCCGAGAUCACCUUUUGCAACUGAGCCUGAAUCAGAUUAUCCUAUUGUGUCUAAUUCGUGUAGCUCCGACUGCACUUCCAAUGUAACCCGAGAACCUCAAUCCACCCACUUCGUGUAUCCCUCGAAAGAACAGAUAUUGACUGAGCUUCAACCUGAAUCUUGCCUGUCAACCCAACUUCAUUCGACACACUUACCAGAUGACAACGUGCAUACUUGUUUCAGAUUAACUCAAGAGUUUGAAGAGAGCAUGUCGCAGUUCAAUCUUACUCAGCUUCUUGAUUUCACUGACGACCACCCUUUUAACCCCACCGGCCCUCAUAUCCCAUCCGUAGCUGAGUCUUCGCAGACUUCUUGUCCCAAGCUAAUUAGCUCUUUAUCUGCAGCUACUCCACUUAAUGAAAUUUCUACUACCACCGUUUUGGACAGCUGCAUCAUCGCAUCUGCACGACCCUGUGCACUUCAAGCGGAUUUUGAGUGUGCUUCAGCCACAAGGGUGCCCGCAUUUGUGACCGCUGGUGGUAGACGAAUUUCGUCUCCCAAGAGCGAAGCGUUGUUGAAGGCCCGUUCUCUGUUCUCCGAUGUGCUCGAGGAUGAAUGUGCCACCUCUUCAACAGAGGCAAAUGCUGAUUUGCACGUCAGCGUGGCCGAAACCGCACUGUUCUCUGCACCUCAGGCGGCUAUUGGACCUGCUUCCGCCACCGGGAUGCCUGCAUUUGUGACCGCUGGUGGUAGGCGAAUUUCGCCUCCCAAGAGUGAAGCGUUGUUGAAGGCCCGUUCUCUGUUCUCCGAUGUGCUCGAGGAUGAAUGUGCCACCUCUUCAACAGAGGCAAAUGCUGAUUUGCACGUCAGCGUGGCCGAAACCGCACUGUUCUCUGCACCUCAGGCGGCUAUUGGACCUGCUUCCGCCACCGGGAUGCCUGCAUUUGUGACCGCUGGUGGUAGGCGAAUUUCGCCUCCCAAGAGUGAAGCGUUGUUGAAGGCCCGUUCUCUGUUCUCCGAUGUGCUCGAGGAUGAAUGUGCCACCUCUUCAACAGAGGCAAAUGCUGAUUUGCACGUCAGCGUAGCCGAAACCCCACUGUUCUCUGCACCUCAGGCGGCUAUUGGACCUGCUUCCGCCACCGGGAUGCCUGCAUUUGUGACCGCUGGUGGUAGGCGAAUUUCGCCUCCCAAGAGUGAAGCGUUGUUGAAGGCCCGUUCUCUGUUCUCCGAUGUGCUCAAGGAUGAAUGUGCCAUCUCUUCAACAGAGGCAAAUGCUGAUUUGCACGUCAGCGUGGCCGAAACCGCACUGUUCUCUGCACCUCAGGCGGCUAUUGGACCUGCUUCCGCCACCGGGAUGCCUGCAUUUGUGACCGCUGGUGGUAGGCGAAUUUCGUCUCCCAAGAGUGAAGCGUUGUUGAAGGCUCGUUCUCUGUUCUCCGAUGUGCUCGAGGAUGAAUGUGUCACCGCUUCAACAGAGGCAAAUGCUGGUUUGCACGUCAGCAUAGCCGAAACCCCACUGUUCUCUGCACCUCAGGUGGCUAUUGGACCUGCUUCCACCACCAGGAUGCCUGCAUUUGUGACCGCUGGUGGUAGGCGAAUUUCGUCUCCCAAGAGUGAAGCGUUGUUGAAGGCUCGUUCUCUGUUCUCCGAUGUGCUCGAGGAUGAAUGUGUCACCGCUUCAACAGAGGCAAAUGCUGGUUUGCACGUCAGCAUAGCCGAAACCCCACUGUUCUCUGCACCUCAGGUGGCUAUUGGACCUGCUUCCACCACCAGGAUGCCUGCAUUUGUGACCGCUGGUGGUAGGCGAAUUUCGUCUCCCAAGAGUGAAGCGUUGUUGAAGGCCCGUUCUCUGUUACCCGAUGUGCACGAAGGUGCAUUUAAUGACUGGCAUAUGUUUCCUACAGAAAUUGGAAACUCUGCGCCCAGUAUUAGAUCUCAUCACUCACUUUUUCAAGAGUCUUCAGAUUCUUCAUUAAUCUCGUUAGCAAAUGAGAUUUCCAUCCUCGAAACGCCACUUGGUAUGCGGUUAGCGUAUCCGGAAAAAGAAAUCACUUUGAUUCAAGGGACUCACAUGAACUUACAUCCUUCCAGCAAUCGUGGUGUUCAAUAUCUUAACCAAUCAACUCUUUCGAAGUCAAAUAUCACCGAAGACAACCCUCCACUUGCUACUAAUUUAAGUGUUCUUAGUGGGGACGCGGUAAAUUUGAACUCUUCACAUCCGACUUCUACGCAUGGCGGCAACGUUGUUGACCCAAGCCACGACGAAUCAAGUUGGAAGGCAUCGUAUAUCGCCGAGGAGAUUUCCAUCUGUACCUCGAAGGAUUCCACCCGUCAAACCCAACCCGAUCGCUACGUACUGACUGGAUUUAACCAGACUUCCGGGCCUCCGCUGCAUCCAUCAUCAACUGCUGGACUUGAACAUUCAAAACAACUGUGUGAAACUGAUGGUGAUGCUCUUGUAUCUCCUCUUGAUUCCCACACGGAAACUACUGAACGUAUAGCUGUUUUUGGAGAGAAACUGGACUUCACUGGCUCGCCACUUACUCAUCAUGUGCUUUCCAUGGUGACUUACUCAGGGUUCGGAGCUGGUCCCACAUCAUUUCAGAACAGUGACGCUCCUACUUCUGUUCCAUUACCUCAGAACGAAGGACCGAACGAAAGUCGCUCACCUGGUUCUCUCGUUAACGAGGGUUCCGUUCAUGAAUUUCCAAUAGGCAAUGAGAAGUUUGCGUCCGAUCCUGAUUUGGACUGCGUACCUACUUCUCCCAGAUCUCCAGAAUUUCCUAAUGUGUCCAAACUGUCGACCGAAAUAGUAUUGGGAGUUGAUGAACCGGAUUCACUCAAUCUGCUGAUGGAGGAUUCCCAAUUUCAGGAAUCUGCGCCAACGCUUUUGUGGAACCAUGGCCUUGCGAAAACAGAUCGUAGGUAA
Dicrocoelium dendriticum is the source of this 3235-nucleotide messenger RNA. The record is from the annotation of a GenBank genome assembly. Lineage: Eukaryota; Metazoa; Platyhelminthes; Trematoda; Plagiorchiida; Dicrocoeliidae.